UUGAAGCAGAGCUGCAAUUGUCUAUAUAUUUAAUCCCCUUCACAUUCAUGUUACCCAGUAAAAAAUCCCCAAAAUGAAAGACCUAUAUAUUCAGCAGCCCUCACAAUUGUUGCUUUUGCCUCUAGCUUGUGUCAGUUUCAGCAGUUGAAGGUCAAGCCCACCGCUACAGCGCCUUUUUCUCUCGCCGGCGAAGAAUCGGAUUCACCGUUUCUGCCGAUCAACCGCCAACGAUGACUAAUGAUGCGGGUGAUGAAGAAAAGGAGGAAUUCGUGGAGGUUGAUCCGACCAGUCGUUACGGUCGCUACGAUGAGCUGAUGGGGGCGGGGGCUGUGAAGAAAGUGUACAGAGCCUUCGACCAAGAAGAAGGCAUCGAGGUGGCGUGGAACCAAGUUAAGCUGCGCAACUUUGCCGAUGACGAGAGCAUGAUCAACCGGUUGUUUUCGGAGGUUGGAUUGCUGCGGCAGCUGAAGAACAAGAACAUCAUCUCCCUGUACUCGGUGUGGCGGGACGAGAAGAGGAAUACGCUGAAUUUCAUCACCGAGGCCUGCACUUCGGGGAAUUUGAGGGAGUACAGGAAGAAGCACAAGCAAGUUUCAACAAAAGCUUUGAAGAAGUGGUCGAGGCAGAUACUCAAGGGGCUGGACUAUUUGCAUUCUAGUGAGCCAUGUGUAAUUCACAGGGACCUCAAUUGCAGCAAUGUCUUCAUCAAUGGAAACAUUGGUCAGGUUAAAAUUGGUGAUUUCGGCUUGGCAGUCACAGUUGGGAGAAAUCAUUCAGCUCAUUCAGUGAUAGGUACACCGGAGUUCAUGGCACCUGAACUCUACGACGAGGACUACACAGAGCUAAUAGAUAUAUAUUCAUUCGGCAUGUGCUUGCUCGAGCUGGUGACUCUAGAGGUACCCUACAGCGAGUGUGACAACGUUGCCAAGAUAUUCAAAAAGGUAACAUCCGGUGUGAGACCGGAAGCCAUGAAAAAGGUCAAGGACCCAGAGUUGGUAGCAUUCAUUGAGAAGUGCCUAGCUCAGCCAAGGGCUAGACCCUCUGCUGCUGAUCUCCUCAAGGACCCCUUUUUUGAUGGAAUUUACGACGACGAUGACGAAGAAAAUGCUGAUGAGUAAAGUAGAGUAGGUGAUUCAUGUAAUUUUCUUUGGGGAUUUUAGGUAACAUUGUUUUUGUUUUAGCCAUUGGAUUUUGAAAGGUGUGCCUUGGUUGUGGUUUCUCAGGAUUUGAUGUUUUUUUUUGUUGUUUAGUCUUUUGAGUAACACCAAGGCCUGGUUUUGGCUGUGUAAUCUGGUGUGGUUUUUGUAUAUAGAGCUUGAAUUUGUUGAUGA
Molecule: messenger RNA, 1331 nt
Organism: Salvia hispanica
Lineage: Eukaryota; Viridiplantae; Streptophyta; Magnoliopsida; Lamiales; Lamiaceae
Product: Protein kinase superfamily protein
Biological process (GO): protein phosphorylation
Molecular function (GO): protein kinase activity; ATP binding
Source: RefSeq, a predicted model, not a curated record